Microthlaspi erraticum is the source of this 708-nucleotide messenger RNA. The record is from the annotation of a GenBank genome assembly. NCBI's taxonomy places the organism in Eukaryota, Viridiplantae, Streptophyta, Magnoliopsida, Brassicales, Brassicaceae.
AUGGAGAAAGGUUCUGGUGACGACAUGAUCCUCAGCUACAACGAUGUAGUCCUCAGGAGAUCAGAUUUGGACAUCCUAAACGGAUCCGAUUUUCUUAACGAUCGCGUCAUCGAGUUCUACUUGAGCUACUUAUCCACACUCCACACUUCCUCUGCUACCAUCUCACUGAUCCCUCCCUGCAUUACCUUCUGGAUCUCAAACAGCCCAGACGCCGGAUCGCUCAAAGAUUUCAUGAAACCCCUCAAGCUACGCGACAGCGACGUCCUGAUAUUCCCUGUGAACAACAACGGAAACGUCGAGCUAGCGGAAGGCGGAUCGCACUGGAGCUUGCUCGUCUACUACAAAGAUGCCAACACGUUUUUCCAUCACGAUAGCUUCAUGGGAGUGAACAGAUGGGAAGCGAAACAGCUUUCCAAGGCGAUUUCUCCGUUUGUCUCUGAUGGAGAUGGAGAUGCAGCGUACAGAGAACGCAGUGAUACACCGCAGCAGAAGAAUGGGUACGAUUGUGGUGUUUACGCUCUUGCAGUCGCUCAGGUUAUAUGCCAAUGGUUUGGCUCUGAGGGAAUGAAGAACCGGGAUGAGCUUUGGUUUACUGAUGUGAAGGAGACUGUACCGGAUUUGGUUAAGCAUUUGAGACGAGAUAUAUUGGAGCUGAUCAAGAAGUUGAUGUCUGAGAGUGAGAGUGUGCGAGCAAAUGAGAGCAUUUAG